Messenger RNA from Trichoplax adhaerens, 3528 nucleotides. RefSeq lists its product as uncharacterized. The record is from RefSeq and is a predicted model, not a curated record. NCBI's taxonomy places the organism in Eukaryota, Metazoa, Placozoa, Uniplacotomia, Trichoplacea, Trichoplacidae. The transcript is spliced from 11 exons. The coding region runs from base 1 to 3528 and encodes 1175 amino acids.
AUGAUGAUAACAUUAGUCUAUCUUUGGAUUGGAUUAUGCAUACCUCAUGCAGUUGUGGCUCAACAAUCAUCAUUUCAAUUACUCAGCAAUGAAUUUCAAGGUUUUAGUUCCAUGGAUCAAUUGCUAUCUAGUGAUGGCAUCAAUACAAUAGCACCAUCUAAUGAAAUCUUUUCAACUAUAUUCUUGCAAAGCGAUGUAAUUCAAUCACUGGACUUAAUCAGUAACGAUUUUGAUAGCGCAGUAAAUCAACCAUCCAUUGAUUUCAGUCUCUCUCAACUACCAUUAGCCAGUGAUUAUAGCGUUAUUGAUACCAUUUCGAUUGUAUCUUCAAAUCAACUGUCAAGCGCAGCUUCUGAAAUUAGUCAAACUGUAAGCAGUACGACAACAAUUGCAAUUCCAGCUGUGAGUGAUUUAUUAUCAUCAGCAUUUCCUGAUCCCUCGUUAUCGAAUCAACUACCUUUGGAAUCAUCAGUUAUUGAUCAGUUGAUAAGUGAAUCACAAGUUAUUUUCGAUUCUGGAAGCCUAAUUUUGCCAUCAAGUAAUCUUGAUAGCAUCACAGAUGUUAGUAUUCUAACCACUAGUUAUCCACAGGUUACAAGUGAUGUUUCAUCGGUUCCUUUGCCGGAUGGUGGUUUUAGUUUGUAUAGCGAUCCGAACUAUUCACAAGUAUCGACACAAACUGAUUAUCAAGUAACAACGUACUAUUCCACUGUUUUAUCGCCGUCUCAAACCAUAACAGACUCUAAUUCUCAGAUCUCCAUAAUUUUGGUCGAAUCUGAUACACUUACUAAUAUUAUUUCACCGUCAUUAACCGACCAAAUUGGUCAAACAAGUCGUGAUAUCAGUGUUUCUACUGAUGCCUUAGCAUCUCCAUCGAUUUCAGUCGCUCCUACAAUACUACCUAACCCUACUACCGACGCUACUACACCAACUACAUCAACUAUUCCAAUACCAACGGAUGCUACAACACCAACGAAUGCAACUACACCAACUAAUCCAACUACUUCAACAACAUCAUCGAAUACGCCAACUGCAACCAAUGCAACUACAAGUACAACCUCUACUCCAACUUCCAAUGAGACCGCUACUGAUGGCAUCUAUCAAGUUCCAAAUGCAACUUAUCUAGUAGAAUUUGAUAUGUCUGUCAGUGUUACUAUCCAAUUAAGCAAUGAUACAUUUAGAAACGAUUUACAAAAUAAAUUGGCAGCAUUAUAUGAUAGCGCAGCAGCCACACGGGUCAAACGAGCAACAUUACCGGUAGCAACCACCGUUGGGGUAUAUAACACAAGUAGAAGUGCAACAACUCCUACCAGCGCUUUGAUUGUCUUCUAUGUUAUAAAAAGUCAAGAAUUUAUUUUAGGAACUACUGCUGCUGCUACUCUCAAUCGAGUUGAUAAAACUGUUGCUUCGGCUACACUUCAUCGUCCAGUACUAUCUACAUUCAGGGCUCUCGUUGCACCGGUGCCUGCUGUUUUUCCUUACUGGAUUAUUGGUGCUGCAGCAGGGGGUGUUGUUUUACUUGCACUCGUUGGACUAGUUGUAUACUAUAAGUGCUAUGUUGAUUCGGCCAACAAAAAAAUAGAAGAAGAAUUACAAAUGGUUAAGAAACCACCAUCAGAUCCUAAGGAAGUUGCUAAACUGGAAGAAACAGCUUUUGUUGUUCGACCACCUCCAACUAUUGCAGGGGAAACACCACCGCCACCGUCUUCCUAUAGGCCACGAAACAAAAUUCGGCCGAUGCCAGCUCCACGACGUGAUUUACCUAUCGAUAAAUCGGAUGAUAGUGAUUCUGUCGAUAGGCCAUUGCCACAUCGAAAGCGAGAUAGCAGUAGAUCAGAUGAUCAAGAAGAAAAUGAUAUCCGUGAGCGAUUACGGACACGUAGAUCGCAGCGUGAAAUAUUUAGGAAAGCUGUUGUUUCUGAAAAGCCAGAAAUUAGAUUAAUCAGUCGUCGAGAAAUUUCGACUAAUGCAUCGGUUCCAGCGGUUGGGUUACCACCACGAGGUAGAAAUAAGUCUAAAUCAACGCCAAACAAAGAUGAUCAUGAAUUGGACGAGAAAAAAGUUUUUGAGCAUAAAUCUGAAGUAGAAAGAUGGCGCAAUAAACAACGACAACGAGAUAGAAUUAAUGCAAUUAUUGGUAAACAAGAGUUAGCCAAACCAGAAGCAAGCCUACCAGACCCAGAGCAAAAGAAAUCUUGGAGAAAAUCACAAAAAGAUAUUGGCGCUGUAUUAGAUCCUGAAUCAGCAGCUGCUAAGAGUAAAAGAUUUAAAAACUUUGGCUAUCGACAACGCUAUCGAAUCGCUCCAGAGCCAGAAGCUGUAUCAGCAAGUUCUACACCACACAAGCCAGAGGAAAUGAAUUUAUUACAUACGUCGGAGAGGGAUAACGAUCAACCAGAUGAUACACAUCUACCACCAAUUAACAGUGAUGGUAGUAAAGAACCACAGGAUGAAAAGACAAGAGAGAAAAUGCAACAUCUUAUUUCUGAUGCAUUGAAAUUACUCGGUCCAGAUUUUUCUGAUACACUAGCAAAGGCAUUUGAGGAAAAGAUAUCCAAAGAACAAAGCCCGCAAAAUUCUACCCUGAAUCAAAGUGAAAUACCAACAGCUACACUAGGUAGUUUAGGACGUGAGCAAGAAGGACCACCACAAAUUUCACAGCAGUUCAACAAGCAACAAGAGCCUAAACCGGCUAAUACAUUUCAACCUAUCUUUACCAGUGGACCUAGAACCAAUGGUCUAUCUAAUGUGCCUAAAUCGAGCAUGCCACGCUCUUUCAUACGUCCAGAACAAAAUCAAUUUAAUAAAGCCCAAGAGGUUACUGCACCAGUGGUUGGUAAUCGUAUACGCGCACAACAACAGUUUAAUAAUCAGCAAUAUCCACCAUUGUAUUCCUACUAUCCUCAAAAUAUGUCCAUGCCCAAUCAACCGAUCUAUAAUCCUAUGUUGGCAACGCAUCCAAACAUGUUUGGCAUGAGGCCGCCAUAUCUUAUGGGCUACCAGCCUCAACCGCAACCUCAAUAUACUGCUAUACCAAUGACUGAUAGUGGCGAGCAGAUGCACGUAACUCCAGUUGUUCAGCAACCUGAUGGAAUGGGUGGAAUGACUUGGGCACCAGAUUAUUCAGCUAUGCAGAAUAAUAAUCCACAAUUUUUACCGACCGGACAAAGCAAUGUCAAUCCAAAUGCAUCUUUCCAGGACACACCAACAGCAAAUCGUCUACCAACGACAAGCAAUAUAAAUCAAUCACAACGAACGCCAACAUCUUUAGGUGGUCUAUCAUCACUUGAUAGAACAGGACCUCGGGCGCAAAAAUUGGCAGUAAGAAGUCCAGCAGGAUUACAAGCUAUGGAACCACUAUCCAAUACAGUUGAUAGUUUUGCCAGUGGUGUAUCUUCACAAAGCUCUAAACCUUUAAUUAGAAGUAUUAAAGAAGAAUUACUAAAGUUGUCGACAAGAGGCUCUGUUCUAUUAGAUAACAAAGAUACAAGUUCUACUAAUCUUUUAGAUAGCAGCCGCAAUAUAUAA